Molecule: messenger RNA, 285 nt
Organism: Oikopleura dioica
Lineage: Eukaryota; Metazoa; Chordata; Appendicularia; Copelata; Oikopleuridae
Source: the annotation of a GenBank genome assembly
AUGCCCCGACCAUCAUUAGUCUCUCUGGAUCGCGACUGCAUCCCAGUCGUCGAUAGCUACAGAGCCAAGCUUCAGAAAAAGGCCGAGAAGGUUUUGAGCACUGUUAUCCCCGAAGAGCUCGCCAAGCUCGAUGAAGUUCUUCAGAAUAGCAUGAUGAAAAGUGAUUUCCAGGAUGAAGUUCGUGAUUUCACGGAAGAAACAGUUUCAUCAUAUGAAAUGAUGCUUGAUGAGAUUGCCGAAGCUAAUCAGGAAAGAGCUCAAAGUAUCUUUUGCAUAGAAUCCUAG